This is a messenger RNA of Bursaphelenchus xylophilus (pine wood nematode), 4973 nucleotides long. The record is from the annotation of a GenBank genome assembly. NCBI's taxonomy places the organism in Eukaryota, Metazoa, Nematoda, Chromadorea, Rhabditida, Aphelenchoididae.
AUGUCGAACAAGAUUCAAAAUUACAAGGACGAAGUAGCGUCGCAGGUAUGGAUUUGAAAAGGUCGUUUGUUUUACUUUUUUUUAGGACGACCGUGAUGAACUCCAAGAUGCUUCACGACAAAGGACUAUUGCUGACAGACAAAGCGACUAUCAUAGCCGGGCCAGGAAACGGCCUAUUUCUCCUGAAAGAGCUGAUAUGUUUAGUAAGCGUUUGUUUGCGGUUUGUGUACUUUAUACUUUUAGUUGAACAGACUCCAGACGGCAGAGACUAUGCAGCUAUCAUGCAGGAGAGAGCAUUCGAGGCCGAGAAUCAACAAGUUCAGCGGGAGUUGCUUAAUAGAUACAAAUCUGGCGAUCUCAAAGUUGUUGAAGAACCGACGGAAAAGAAGAGUAAAAUAGAAGAUGCGACACCUACUCAGGGUCCAAGGAAACGACUCGGUAUUAAUCAGCCGUUAUCUGCUGCGGCAGUCGUAAGUCCAUCUAUCUUUCAUGUCCUUGGUGUUGAUAUUUGGCAAAGAAGACGGUUUUCUAAUUUAGGCACAAACUCCUCAAGUCAAUCAGUGGGACGAGACUCCUGUCAGGAUCGGGAAUGGUGAUGCGACACCAGCUGCUGGCCAAAACUGGGGAACGACUCCUUCCCAGAGUGUUCGAAGAAACCGAUUCGACGAAACUCCCAAGGUUGAUGGUGGAUUGACUCCAGGUUGGGGGGCUGAGACUCCAUACGAAUCGAAGGCAGAUAUCCUCGAAUCUCGAGUUGAUGCUACUCCGGGUUCUAAACGACGUUCAAGAUGGGAUCUUACACCUGGACAGACUCCUGGGGCUGAAACUCCGAUGAAUAGUCUGGAUAUGACGCCAUCAGCAACACCAGGUGUUGGACAAACUCCACUCCUGACGCCCGGAGGUUCGACUCCAGUUGGAAUGAAUGCCAUGAACAUGAAAACGCCAGCUGUACCUAUGAUUCCCAUGACGCCGGAACAAAUGGCCAUUUACAAGCAUGAAGCCGAGCUUGAAAGUCGAAAUCAGCACAUCUCGGAUGAAGAGUUGAAUGCUCUCUUCCCACCUGGUUACAGAGUUUUGGCCCCUCCUCCUGGAUAUAAUCCAAUCAGAACUCCAUCUCGCAAGCUCUUGGCCACACCGACUCCUAUGGGUGCUGGUGGUCUAGGGGGAUUUAGCAUUCCGGAUACCCCCGAGAGAGGUGGUGCUGGGGAGAAGGUCGGAGCUGGAGGGAUAUUGGACACACAACCGAAGGACAAGGAUCUUCCGGCGUUGAAACCGGAAGAUAUUCAAUAUUUCGAAAAGCUGUUGGAAGAUGUUGACGAAAGCACAUUGACUAAGGCGGAAAAAAAUGAAAGGGAGAUAAUGGGGUAUCUGCUUCGGAUAAAGAAUGGAACUCCACCUCAGCGAAAAACUGGACUUAGGAAGAUCACCGAAAAUGCACGAAAGUUGGGAGCGGGGCCGUUAUUCAAUCAGAUCCUUCCGCUUUUAAUGUCUCCUACAUUGGAAGAUCAGGAAAGACAUCUCAUGGUCAAGGUAAUUGAUCGUAUUCUCUACAAACUCGAUGACCUCGUACGGCCCUAUGUUCACAAGAUUCUUGUUGUCAUCGAGCCAUUACUUAUUGAUGAAGAUUACUACGCUCGAGUCGAAGGAAGGGAGAUAAUCUCCAACUUGGCCAAGGCCGCCGGUCUAGCUACGAUGAUUUCAACAAUGCGGCCAGAUAUCGACAAUGUUGAUGAAUAUGUUAGGAAUACCACAGCUCGAGCUUUUGCGGUAGUUGCCUCCGCUCUGGGGAUUCCGGCCCUUUUGCCAUUUUUGAAAGCCGUCUGUAAGAGCAAAAAAAGUUGGCAGGCACGGCACACUGGUAGGUUAAGUUGUUUAAAAGUUACUGUGACAUUUAGGUAUCAAAAUUGUACAACAAAUCGCUAUUUUAAUGGGAUGCGCGGUUCUGCCACAUCUUAAGGCUUUGGUUGAAACUGUCGAGAAUGGCCUCGUGGAUGAACAACAGAAGGUUAGGACCAUCACGGCCUUAUGUUUAUCUGCAUUAGCCGAAGCCGCUGCUCCAUAUGGAAUUGAAGCUUUUGAUUCUGUCCUAAAGCCUCUAUGGAAGGGCAUAAGAAGUCAUCGAGGAAAAGGACUUGCUGCAUUCUUGAAAGCGAUUGGGUUCCUUAUUCCGCUGAUGGAUGCCGAAUAUGCUUCAUAUUAUACCACCGAAGUUAUGAUUAUUUUGAUCAGAGAAUUCAACUCUCCAGAUGAAGAAAUGAAAAAGAUUGUGUUGAAGGUAAAACUCUUUGUUGGGUAUAUAUUUUUUAGGUUGUGAAACAAUGUUGUUCCACUGAUGGAGUGGAGGCGAAAUACAUACGCGACGAGAUCCUCCCACCGUUCUUCCGGGCGUUCUGGAAUCGUCGAAUGGCGUUGGAUAGAAGAAAUUAUAAGCAGUUGGUCGAUACUACAGUGGAGAUCGCUCAGAAGGUGGGUAUCCCAAGUAUUUUACAGGGUGUAACACUAUAAACUGGGCACUUGUGCAAACGUGUAAUGCGUCCAAGAAUCCAUCACCAAGGUUUUCAGACAAGAACACUUAUAAUUGUUUUGCCAUUAUAAGUGCUCAGAACGAAGGCCCCUGAAACACGGACCCCAAGUUAGUUAAAAAUUGGUGACACUAGCUUUACCUUUGGAUGCUAGGGGCCGAAAUCUACAUUUUAUGACAGUAGCGGUCGCUUUUUAUACACUAAAAUUGAUUUUGCCUAAUUACAACUAUUACACUUUUUACUUGCGGUCAAAGUUUUCUUAAAAACACGCCUUUUUCGGAAAAUUUCCGUUAAAUGAAAAAUUUUUAUGUUGAAGUUUACAUGUGUGAUUCCAAGCAUCUUUAGGCACCAGGUCUUUUAUAAUGAUAACCAGAGUCUGACUAGUUACUUUUGGAAAAGUAUUUUUUUAUCUACUGCAUGGUCGCUCUUCUAAUGAGCUUGGGUUAAAGAUUGCUAUAAAAGUUGUUCGCCUGUGUCAUCAUGUAUCCAGUUUGCAGCGCUAUGUUUAUUUUUACUCUCAAGUGCUUUCCAACACGUUGUAAACUGCCAAAACUUUAAACUGUAAGAAUUGGUGAUGCAUAUGCUCUGUAAUCACGGAAUUUCGGAGCAACCCGAACGAUACUCUGGCGUUGAGGUCCUUAAAAGCGCAAAAUCCGAAUUUUCGUAGAACGUACUUUACAUACAAUAAACUUGAAGAACCUUAGUUAGCGGAAAUAAUGUGCGAAUUAAUUCCCCGCUCAUUCUUCGGAAAAAUUUUCAAAAACUUUUGGUUAUUUUUUCAUUCUUGCAAUAGGCCCCAACCUUGACAUUACCCUGGCUGUGUAGAACGGCUUUUACCCUUACUAAAAGGGCGAAAAUUUUUCGUUCUUAGGCCACCCGAAAAAUGCCAUAUGGAAUUGAUGGUUGUCCAGGUUUUAUUGGCGCACCCUGUAGUGUUAAAAUGUUUAGGUUGGCUCCGUGGAAAUCAUAGGAAGAAUCGUUGACGACUUAAAGGACGAAACAGAGCAAUAUAGAAAGAUGGUGAUGGAGACUAUUGAGAAUAUUAUUAGCUUGAUGGGAGCUUCCGAGAUUGAUCCGCGUCUUGAGGAACAACUAAUCGACGGAAUUCUUUACGCUUUCCAGGAACAAACCCAAGAAGUAAACCCUUAUUGUUAGUUUAAUAUUCUGGUCUUUAGGAUGCUGUUAUGUUAAAUGGAUUUGGCACCGUUUGCAAUGGCCUGGGUCUUCGAGCGAAGCCUUAUUUCCCUCAAAUUUGCGGUACCAUUUUGUGGAGGUUGAACAACAAAUCUGCGAAGGUUCGUCAACAGGCUACUGACUUGGUAAGUCAUUAAUGAAACAUAUAGUAUGAUGCCUAUUAGAUUGCUCGAAUUGCUCCGGUAAUGCACAUUUGCGACGAAGAGAAGCUGAUGUGUCAUUUGGGUGUCGUCCUGUACGAAUAUUUGGGAGAGGAAUACCCUGAAGUUCUUGGUUCCAUUCUGGGCGCUUUGAAUGCGAUUGUUACGGUGAUAGGAAUGACCAAAAUGAAUCCUCCGAUCAAGGACCUUCUCCCGCGACUCACUCCCAUCCUGAAGAAUCGGCACGAGAAAGUGCAAGAGAAUUGUAUCGAGCUGGUGGGGAAGAUUGCAGACAGAGGAAGUGAAUUUGUUUCUGCCAGAGAAUGGAUGAGAAUCUGCUUCGAGUUACUCGACCUUCUGAAGGCUCAUAAAAAGUCAAUUCGUCGAGUGGCCAUCAAUACGUUCGGGUACAUCGCUAAGGCUAUUGGUCCUCAUGAUGUUUUGGCGACGUUACUGAGUAACUUGAAAGUUCAGGAGCGUCAAUUGCGUGUGUGCACAACUGUUGCCAUAGCCAUUGUCGCCGAAACAUGCGCUCCGUUUACUGUGUUACCAGCCAUCAUGAACGAAUAUAGAGUGCCGGAAAUCAAUGUUCAAAAUGGUGUAUUGAAGGCCUUGUCAUUCAUGUUUGAAUACAUUGGAGAAAUGGCUAAAGAUUAUAUCUAUGCAGUUACUCCGUUGCUGAUUGAUGCCUUGAUGGAGCGGUAGGUAACUUGGAAAUACGAAAAUUUUAUUAAUCUUUAGUGAUAUUGUUCAUCGUCAGAUUGCUAUCGAUGCAGUGGCACAUUUAACCUUAGGCGUAUAUGGAUUUGGCUGUGAAGAUGCGUUAACACAUUUGAUGAACCAUGUCUGGCCUAAUAUGUUAGAAAACUCGCCUCAUGUUAUUCAAAGAUUCGUAUUUGCGUGCGAUGCAAUGCGUGUUUCGCUGGGGCCGAUAAGAGUUAUGCAGUAUUGCAUUCAAGCCCUUUGGCAUCCUGCGCGGAAAGUCCGCGAACCUGCGUGGAAGGUGUUUAAUAAUCUUAUCCUUGGCUCUCAAGAUGCAUUAGUCGCCGGCUAUCCACGGUUCAAUGACACCGACAGGAACACCUUCUCCAGAUACGAAUUGGAUUACGUUUUAUAG